AUGGCAUGGAUCAUCAAUGUUGUAGAUCCAGUUAUGCACGACAGCAUCUCGCAUGCAUCAACUACGAGAGAUAUUUGGGAAGAUCUGGAGGAGCGCUUUGCUCAAACAAAUGCUCCUAGGAUCCAUCAUUUGUGGCGCAUGCUAUGUUUGAUGGAGCAUGAAUUAGACAUGACUAUGACAGAAUAUUAUACCAAAUUUAAGAGUCUCCUUGAUGAACUAAGAGAUCUGCAACCACUUCUAGAAUGCACAUGUGGUGCGUCUAAAGAAAUUUUGCAGAGUGAAAGAGAUAAGCAAGUACAAUUAUUUCUCGAAAGUCUUACCAGUGAACAAUUUGAACAUGUUAAGGCGGAAGUGUUGAACACCGAACCUUUGUCGUCGCUUCGAUGCGUAUUUAACCAUGUUAUGAGAAAAGAAGCUCGAAUCAUGGGUGAAAAAGGAUGGAUUACUGCAACUAAAAGAGAAUCUGGAGGAUCUGUUUUUUAUGCAUCUAAACAAAAUGGAUAA
This is a messenger RNA of Vicia villosa (hairy vetch), 504 nucleotides long. RefSeq lists its product as uncharacterized. The coding region runs from base 1 to 504 and encodes 167 amino acids. The transcript has a single exon. NCBI's taxonomy places the organism in Eukaryota, Viridiplantae, Streptophyta, Magnoliopsida, Fabales, Fabaceae. The record is from RefSeq and is a predicted model, not a curated record.